UGGAGUCCAGCAGAGGGCAGUAGAGAGCCUGGGUGCUGCAGAAGCCACCCGAAAAACAAAGAGAGAAAGAAGAAGAAGAAGUAACCAUCCUCAUUUAAACCCACGUGAACACGUGUUCCGGACGGGUUCGGUUCUCGUUCGGGUCUGGCCUGCAGCAGACCGGCGCGUGCUCUCGGAGGACGCAGGGGGGAGGGGUCAGCCGCGUGUGUUCAGGAGGAGCUCCACCAUGAGGGUCCCCAUCCACCAUCUGCAGAAGCUCACCAUCUUCACCACCAUUCUGACGGGUGGGGGCGUCGGUACCAUGUACUACCUGAUGCAGAAAAACUUUGCCGGGUGUGAAUACCACCGACUUGCUGUGCGGCAGCUGGAGGCGUGUCCUGUUGCCAUGGAGAGCCUUGGAGCCCCGCCCUUACGAGUUCAUAACAUCCACCUGACUGACAGAUACAACCGUGUGGACCAUCAGGCAGCGCAGAUUAAGAUUCCUGUCACUGGGUCAAAGACUGGAGGUUAUCUGUACACAUGUUCAGUCAGAGAGCCACAGACUAACACGUGGAGAUUGAAACAAGCUGAGCUUCACCUUCGGGAAGGUUCAGUCAUUGACCUGCUGAAGACUCCUCCAGCGACGCAUAUGCAGCCUGAAGACGCUACAUUAGAGGAAGACAUGGACAAAUGGGCCUGAAGGGAAACCAGAACUCCAGACAACCAGCUGGUACAGAUGUCAGUGUUCAUGGUCUUUGGUUUUUCUGUAACUUUUCAAUCGUUAUCACGAUAAUUCCAGUAGAUUGUGAAGGAGAAAAGUGAAAAGUUACAAUAUGUUAAAGAUUUUGUGUUUAAGUGUCUGCGGCGACCCCUCAGGUA
This is a messenger RNA of Oryzias melastigma (Indian medaka), 858 nucleotides long. Its product is annotated as cytochrome c oxidase assembly factor 1 homolog. Gene Ontology annotation, biological process: mitochondrial respiratory chain complex IV assembly; mitochondrial respiratory chain complex I assembly. NCBI's taxonomy places the organism in Eukaryota, Metazoa, Chordata, Actinopteri, Beloniformes, Adrianichthyidae. The transcript has 5 exons. The coding region runs from base 227 to 679 and encodes 150 amino acids. Gene Ontology annotation, cellular component: mitochondrial inner membrane. The record is from RefSeq and is a predicted model, not a curated record.